AUGGCGAAAUCUCCUAUUGUGGCACGAAACGAUGACGGUUCCUCCAUCUUAGUUCAUUUGCAGGGCGCCCACCUCACCAACUGGCGCAACAAGGAGGGCACAGAACUCUUGUACACCAGCUCCAAAGCCGUCUAUGAGAAGGGAAUUCCCAUACGCGGUGGUGUCCCAAUUGUUUUUCCGCAGUUUGGAAACAUGGGACCGCUGCCGCCACAUGGCUUCGCGCGCGUUCGUAUGUGGGCUGUGAAGGAAGUAACAAAUGGUUCUGCUUCCUUCACACUCAACGUGCCUCUUCGCGAUUUGCUUGGACACGACUCCGGCAUGAUUGCUGAGGCCCCCAUUGCGGAGGCACCGUCGGCCGAAACCGAAACAGUCGCACUUCUCUACACAAUCACAUUCAGCAACAGUCAUUUAGACCUGCAGAUGGAAAUAUUGAAUCAGCAUCCCACGAGCGUGGCGGAGUUUACCUUCGCGUUUCACACAUACUUCGCGGUGGGAAAUGUGGAGAAAACCGUGGUGGAGGGGGUGAACAUGACCUCAUAUGUUAACAACAUGGCUCCCCACCAGGGUGUGCUGCCGCCAAGGCGGUUGUGGAUAAUAAAGAAGGAAACGGACCGCACAUACUUCAACCAGGCUUGUGCCGUGCUUCUGGUAGACGCGAUGAAGGGGCACACGGUCCAUGUUUCAGGAGAAAACCUUCCAGACGUCGUCGUAUGGAACCCUCACGUGGAGAAGUCAAAGAAGUUGAAGGACCUCCCGGCAGACGGGUACAAGGAGUUUGUUUGCAUCGAGCACGGUGUCAUUGCCAAGCGAGUGAAGCUGCAGCCCCAGUUUGAAUGGAAGGGACGGCAGCGUAUCCUUGUGCUUCCCAGUUCUAAAAUGUAA
Messenger RNA from Trypanosoma brucei brucei TREU927, 882 nucleotides. RefSeq lists its product as hypothetical. Gene Ontology annotation, biological process: carbohydrate metabolic process. NCBI's taxonomy places the organism in Eukaryota, Euglenozoa, Kinetoplastea, Trypanosomatida, Trypanosomatidae. Bases 1 to 882 code for a protein of 293 amino acids. Gene Ontology annotation, molecular function: carbohydrate binding; isomerase activity. The record is from RefSeq and is a predicted model, not a curated record. The transcript has a single exon.